Molecule: messenger RNA, 2869 nt
Organism: Closterium sp. NIES-67
Lineage: Eukaryota; Viridiplantae; Streptophyta; Zygnematophyceae; Desmidiales; Closteriaceae
Source: the annotation of a GenBank genome assembly
GUCAUGUAUUGCACUACUAAGUCAUACUUGCCCACAUGGUCAGCAGUCACCAACUUCGCCCCUUCCACUUGAUUCUCCUGCCACAUUUUCAUCUGCCCUGCUUUGCAACACCCAGGCGGCAUGGCCGGCAAGUAUCUAUCCCCCGCCGCCUUAAUUCCUCCGCUGCCCGAUGACGUCAGCGUCGCCUGCCUGUCUCGCCUUAGCCUCUGGGACCUCGCGGUCGCGCGCUGCGUCUCGCGUGGAUGGGCGGCGGCCAUCGCGAGCGACGCGUUUCUGCAGCAGCGGAGGGAGCAGGCGCUUGGCGCGCAGCACUCGAGAGUACUGCCGCAAGAUGUGGGGAGCGCGGCGGUGAGGUCGUCCGGGCACUGUGCGCACGGGGAGGCGUUCCCUGGCCGCUGCAUUGACAGCGAGGCGCGCUCUUGUAUCGAGGGGCGAGAGGGGUGUGGCGGAUCUGGAAGUGGAUGUGACAAUAACGGGCUUAACGCGGCGUGCGCGGGCGAGCGUGGCGACUCGCGCGGCUACGUGUGUCUGUGCGCGGCGAGCAGGCGGCAUCCGGGCCGGCUUGACUGGUUCGCCUUCGACCUCUCCGCGCCUGCGUGCCCCAACGCCACCCCUCCCGUCACCGCCGUCACCGCCGCCACCGGCGCCGAUGGCGGCAGCAGCAAGGGAACGCGAUGGACGUUCAGCGGGAGAACCUGCAGCCACCAGAGCGGCCGCAACGAAUCCGGGCUCCCAGGAUCGGGACCUUCAGGAGGAUUGGGGCUUUCAGGGUCGGAAAUCUCAGGGCCGGGGCCUUCCGAAUCCAGGAGCAACGGCCGGUGGCGCCGGUUGCCCCCCCUCCCUCAUUACAACCCCCACGGGUGGCAGCACAGCCGCCAUUUCUCCGCCGCCGCCGUCCCCAUGUGGGGGCUCGCAAUCGCAGGGGGAGUGGUGCUGGGCUCAGGCGAGGUGGUGCGCCACGUGUCGCUGUUUGACUGGCUGGCGGGGCGGUGGGUGGAAGUGCGGCACAGGGGGUUAGUGGGGCGGUUGGACCCGGUUGUGGUAGGAGGGGAGGGGGGAGAGAAGGAAGGAGGGUUUGGGGCCAUUGCAGCGAGUGAGACAACAUCCGUUAUUGAGCUACCCACCCACAACAACCCCUACAUACACGUGGGUCUUGCCACUCACCCUCGGGAUUCUCCUACCCCUGCCAACUGCUCUGAUCAUGGCGCUCCCUCAUCCCCCGCCACAUCCCCCUCCCCAUCCCCCGCCAUAUCCCCCGCCACAUUCCCCGGCACUAUCUCCUCCUCUCCCCCAUCUCCGCCCUCCUUGUCUUCCGCAUGCCCUUCAUCUCUCCCCUCUCCAUCUCCCUUCCCAUCCUCCCCCCUUUCCCUGCCCACAUCUCCGUCCUUAUCCCCUUCACCUGCACACGUGCCCACAACUGCACGUGAGGCUACACCCAGCGUGCCUGUGUCCAACGUGACUGUAACGACGGCAGUGCACCCCUCCAUCUCCCCUCGCUGCUGCGACGUCAUCCGUGCCGGUAACCGCAUCUACGCGCGUUACCGCCACCGCCUCACCUGCUACUCCGACCACCCCACGCCCUCCUCAGCUACAACCCCUGCUACAGCCAGCAAUGGCGGUGGGAGGAGCGUGCUACAGCUGAACGUGCGCAGCGGGGUGUGGGGUCUAGCCCCCCCAUGUGACCCUAUCCACCGCCUGGCUACUGCUGGCAUGCUGGCUCUGAUACCACCAUCGCCUUGCAGACACACAUGCCCCCAUGCUCCGCAUCCACCAUCACCAGACACAUGCUCACAUGGACAUUGCCCUGCAAGCGGCUGGGCGGGUGGCGCUACAGUAGCAGCGGUACAGCACAGCUUGUCUCUUCUGGUCCUUCAGGGAGAGCCCCACUCCCCUCCCUGCACUCCCCCUUGCCCCUCCUGCUCCCAGCGGCGGCAGCAGCAGCAGCAGCAGCAGCAGCAGCUCAAUCAUGAAGAUCCCUCAAGAGAGGAUGUGUGGCGAGAGGGUGCGUGUGUGUGGGAGAUGGCAGGUGGGGCAGGGGGGGGGGCAGCAGGGGGGAGAUACUAUGGGGGGCGCAGCUGAAGCAGGUGGUGGUGGCGGGGGGCAGGCUGUUUGCGCUGGUGCUGCUGGUGGAUAGGGGGAGGCAUGAGAUGAGGGAGAUAGGCGUGCAUGGGAGGGGUGCAGGUGCUGUGGGGAGGGCAAUAGAGCUCCCUGGGGAGGCAUAUGUGGCCCAUGCGGUGGGGCUGUGUGUCUAGAUGCAGCGCAUCUGGUGCUGCUGGUGGACAGGGGCUUGCAUGGGAUGAGGGAGAUAGGCGUGCAUGGCAGGCAUGCUGGUGCUGUGGGGCCCACAAUAGGGCUGCCGGGAGAGGCGUAUGUGGCCCAUGCUGUGGGGCUGUGUGUCUAGAUACGGUGCAUCGGGGGCUGAGGAAAGGGGGAGGCAUGUCAUAGGCGUGUAUAGCAGGCAUGCUGGUGCUGUGGGCCGGGCAAUAGAGCUGCCAGGUGAGGCGCCCAUGCUGUGAGGCUCUGUGUUGUGUAGCUCAUGUGCAUGUAUCAGUUUUCAACACCAUUGUUGCUUAGCAUGAAACUGAGCGGUGCCAACACAGCACAACAUACACUGGCUGGCUCCACAAAAACACACCCUUUGGGGUCAUUUGGCAAACGAAAACUGCUACAGGACCUUAUAUUGAUAUAAUUGGACAAGGAAUCCGCAUGAAGAGGCAGCAGACACAGAAGCACCUAGCUGGCUAGCUCAACAGCAUGAAGCUGUUGGGCUGAGAAAAGCCCUUAGGAUCUUUGCAGAGACUAAGUCCCAGCUGUAGAGACUUGAGACUUUGAGUAGUGCAGCGGAAGUUGAGACGGUUGAACCCUUGUA